This is a messenger RNA of Racocetra fulgida, 139 nucleotides long. The record is from the annotation of a GenBank genome assembly. Lineage: Eukaryota; Fungi; Glomeromycota; Glomeromycetes; Diversisporales; Gigasporaceae.
AUGAAAGAAAACCUGCUUUAUGCUGGAAAAUUAGAUCUUUCGAUUGAAUACUUAAGCGAUCUCACCAUUAAGGAUGAUAAAGAAAGUUUAAUUGAUUCAUUUAAUUACUAUCUGCAGAAAGACCUUAAUGAUAAUACUG